UACUUGAUUUAUUUCUCUGCUCUGUUUGCAGAGGCAAAAUAUGGUCAAAGGGAAUAUGCAACUAUUUUCAGUGGAACAACAGAGAAGUCAAGCUCUGGAAGCUCAUGCUGCUGCUUUUGCACAAUUUAAAGUUCCAGGGAAUGAGAAUCCUUCUACUCUCAUUUCCUUUGCAACAAAGACUUUUAAUGCUGGCCAAAUUACAUCAAAGCUGCAUGUUAUAGAUCUUGGUGCCCAACCAGGUUGUCCAGCGAUUCCAAGAACUGUUUGCGCAAACGAAGUAUAAAGAAGUUGCUGAACUUGCUGUUGAGUCUCCACAAGGAAUUCUUCGUACUCCUGAUACAGUUGCCAAAUUUCAGAGUGUUCCUGUACAAACUGGGCAAACACCACCCCUUUUGCAGUAUUUUGGUACUCUCUUGACCAGAGGAAAGCUUAAUGCUUUUGAGUCAUUUGAACUAUCACGUCUUGUUGUGAACCAGAACAAGAAUAA
This is a messenger RNA of Humulus lupulus (European hop), 487 nucleotides long. Its product is annotated as clathrin heavy chain 2-like. The transcript is spliced from 4 exons. Lineage: Eukaryota; Viridiplantae; Streptophyta; Magnoliopsida; Rosales; Cannabaceae. Gene Ontology annotation, biological process: receptor-mediated endocytosis; intracellular protein transport. Gene Ontology annotation, molecular function: clathrin light chain binding; structural molecule activity. Gene Ontology annotation, cellular component: clathrin complex; clathrin coat of coated pit; plasma membrane. Bases 41 to 283 code for a protein of 80 amino acids. The record is from RefSeq and is a predicted model, not a curated record.